AUGGAGGAGGGUAAAUCCACCCUCAAGCGGGCAUCAUCAGCGCCAUCCAUCGCGCAAACAUUCUCACCAUGCCGUGAAGCCCUCUUCAUCACGAUAGUCUGCAUGGGGCAGUUCAUGACACAAACCAAUGUCGGCGUCUGUCUAUCGAACAUCGACAUUCUCGGCGCUAGCUUCGGCGUCACCGACUCCGGCAUUCUGAGCUGGUUUAUAGCCGGUUACUCAUUGACCGUCGGCACAUUCAUCCUGAUAUUCGGGCGAUGUGGUGAUCUCUUCGGUUACCGACGUAUGUUCCUGUCGGGAUUCAUUUGGCUCGCGAUCUGGUCGCUGGUCGCCGGAUUUAGCGUGUACUCGAAUCAUAUCUUGUUCAUUCUCGCGCGGGUUCUGCGGAAGGCGAUGAUUUUCGCACUGUUUGGCGCUGUGGCACCGAAUAGUGCCGUGUUGGGAGCCGUUUUUAGCGCCGUCUUCUCAGAGCUGGCGUGGUGGCCGUGGACGUUCUGGACGCAGGCUAUUGUCGCGGUUGUUUGUGCUGGGUUGGGUCUGUUGGUAGUUCCGUCAAUCCACCACGAGACCUCGCCAGAUACAAGCACCUGGAUCAACCUGUUCAAGGCGCUUGAUGCACCGGGCGCUUUCUGCGGUAUCGGCGGACUGGUCCUUGCCAAUAUCGCGUGGAACCAGGCUCCCGUCGCGGGCUGGAGUACUCCAUACGUUUACGUGUUGCUGAUCAUCGGAUUACUGCUUAUCGCGGGGUUCUUUGUGGUGGAGUUUCGUUUCGCAGAGCACCCUCUGAUCCCAUUCCACGCUUUUAGCCGGGACGUCUCGUUCGUGUUGGGCUGCAUAGCAUGUGGCUGGGGUGCGUUCGGAACGUGGAUCUGGUAUUUUUGGCGCUUCCAGAUGGAGUAUCGACACACGAGCCCUCUAUUGGGAUCAGCGGAGUUCGUGCCCGCAGCGCCCAUUGGUAUCAUUGCCUGCUUUGUGACAGGUUUACUGAUUGCACGAGUCCGACCUGGGUGGAUCAUGGUGAUGUCGAUGACGGCUUUUACGCUCGGGAAUAUUUUCACGGCAAUCGCGCCUGUGGAUCAGACUUACUGGGCUUUGACCUUUGUCUGUCUGCUGGUGAUCCCGUGGGGGAUGGACAUGUCGUUUCCGGCGGCUACGUUGAUGUUGUCGAACUCCGUGGAGCGGAAACAUCAGGGUAUUGCGGCGUCGCUGGUGACCACCGUUGUCAACUAUAGUAUCUCGUUGAGUUUGGGCUUUGCGGGGACGGUGGAGGUACAUGUCAACAAUGGAGGAAAGACGCCCGAGGACGUGCUGAAGGGGUAUCGGGGUGCAUUGUACUUUGCCACGGGAUUGGGUGGAUUUGGCAUUUUGCUCAGUGUGGUCUUUACGAUAAAAUGUUAUUGGGAAGAGCAUCAGUCCCGGGCUGUUGAUAAUGCAGCAGCUGAGGAGACAUCCUUGAGUACAAUUGCUGAAAGUCAAUGA
Messenger RNA from Penicillium subrubescens, 1479 nucleotides. Its product is annotated as MFS transporter. Gene Ontology annotation, cellular component: membrane. The transcript has 2 exons. Lineage: Eukaryota; Fungi; Ascomycota; Eurotiomycetes; Eurotiales; Aspergillaceae. Gene Ontology annotation, molecular function: transmembrane transporter activity. The coding region runs from base 1 to 1479 and encodes 492 amino acids. The record is from RefSeq and is a predicted model, not a curated record. Gene Ontology annotation, biological process: transmembrane transport.